This is a messenger RNA of Lytechinus variegatus (green sea urchin), 1666 nucleotides long. It is a transcript of the gene nans, whose product is annotated as sialic acid synthase-like. Gene Ontology annotation, biological process: carbohydrate biosynthetic process. Lineage: Eukaryota; Metazoa; Echinodermata; Echinoidea; Temnopleuroida; Toxopneustidae. Gene Ontology annotation, molecular function: N-acylneuraminate-9-phosphate synthase activity. The transcript is spliced from 7 exons. The coding region runs from base 86 to 1147 and encodes 353 amino acids. The record is from RefSeq and is a predicted model, not a curated record.
AGCGCUAGCUUGCAGCUGUCGUCUUUGGUUUAAGCAACGCUACCAGAAAUUCCGUCUCUAUCUCACCUCCGCAUUUGAUCAAAAAAUGCCUCUUGAAUUUGAAAUUGCUCCAGGAAGGAUGAUCGGAAAGGAUCAUCCAUGUUUCAUCAUUGCAGAAAUUGGACAAAAUCACCAGGGAGACAUCAAUAUCGCGAAACAACUCAUAAAAGUUGCAAAGGAUGCGGGUGCUGACUGCGCCAAGUUCCAGAAGAGUGAGCUGGAUUUCAAAUUCAACCGUGCUGCCCUUGAGAAGCCCUACACAUCAAAGCAUUCCUUUGGCAAGUCCUACGGAGAGCACAAGAGGUUCUUAGAGUUUAGCCAUGAGCAAUUCAGGGAGCUUCAGGCUUACGCUAAGGAGAUCGGCAUAUACUUCACAGCCUCUGGUAUGGACGAGAAAGCUGUGGAAUUUCUAGAUUCUAUCAACGUGCCUUUCUUCAAGGUUGGAUCUGGCGAUACUAAUAAUUUGCCUUACAUCGAGAAGGUUGCUAAGAUGAACAGACCUAUGGUGGUGUCAUCUGGGAUGCAAUCAAUGGAUACAAUGACUAGGGUCUACGAGACAUGUAAGAAGUACAAUGACAAGUUCUGUAUACUCCAGUGUACUAGUGCCUAUCCUCUACAUCCAGAAGACGUUCACCUUAGGAUUAUACAGGUGUUCCAAGAGGUUUUUCCUGAUAUACCGAUCGGUUACUCCGGUCAUGAAGGAGGUCUUUCUAUAACCCUGGCAGCCGUAGCCUUGGGGGCAAAGGUCGUUGAGCGACAUAUCACUAUGGACAAGUCAUGGAAAGGCAACGAUCAUGAAGCAUCUCUCAAUCCUCAGGAAUUAGCAGAGCUUGUGAGAGAGAUCCGUAUUGUGGAGAGGUCACUGGGGUCAAGGGUCAAAGAGAUGAGAGAAUGUGAACUACCAACCUUCAACAAGCUUGGGAAGAGCGUCGUGGCUGCCAAAGACAUUCCCGCAGGUACUGUCAUCACGAAUGAAAUGCUGACCGUCAAAGUAGCCGUACCCAAAGGCAUUCUUCCAGAAACCAUCUAUAACCUGAUAGGAAAACGUACUGCCAAAGCUCUCAGCUAUGACGACUCUGUAGAACAGGAUGCCAUAGUGUGGGACUAGGUGUUGCUCUAUCAUUCAAUCAUGUUCUUGUACUUAUUAUAGGUGCCAUUUUUCAGGUGUUAUUCCCACCUAUUCUCAGUGAAAAUUUAGGCUCUUAGGCUCUUUUAUAGAAGUAUUCGGUGCUCAAUGGGUUUGUGAUUCUUUUCAUAUUUGUUGGGUAAAAGCAAUUGGCAUCUAUGGUUUUAUCACAGCUCAUAGCCUUGUUUUGUAAAUGAUGAUAUCAAGUAAACAAUGUUAGAAGUGGAUGACAUUUGCUAUUAGCCAAUCAAAUGCCAGUAUUCAGUAGCUUGUAACUUAUUUUCAGAAUAUGAAAACAGGGCCUUGAUAUUAUCUCAUCGUAAUCUACGUUUUCUGUGCCAUAUAUUAUUAAAUCACGAUCACCUUUCAGUUAAAUGCUGCAUAUCCUGUCAGUAAAGACAAUCAUUUACACAUACAUGCAUACUCUCAGACUGAUGUUCCUGUGGAGCGUACUUUGUGCUUAACCCAUAUAUUAAUGGAGCCAAAUCAUCCCUGUACAAA